GUCAUGUGAAUGUUGUUGAGGCGGCUCGGCUCGGGGCUGAACUGCAGUCAUGGGCUGUUGCUGGAUGCUUCUGCUCGGAGGAUCAUAUGAGCCUCCGAUUAUUUAUGAUGAUUUACCGUCACGAAUGGAGCAAUUUCCCAGGAAUGAAGGAUUGUUUUUGGUCAACUUUGGCUGUUUUUGAUUCGCGCUUCACUUCAACAGCACUUUCAACAGCAGCGACUUGACUUUACUUCACAUGCUAACUGAAGCUAACUCAAAUCAAUGCCAGAUUUCCCAGACUCUUCAAGGGGUUCAUGAUGACAUUUUUAUUUGAUUUCAUCUCACUUUUAUAUUUUACUUCAUUUUAUCGACACACGUGAAUAUAUGAAGUUUUUAUUCCCGGAAACCAGAGAGUUUAAUAUGAAUUCCUCAGUGGAUUUAUCGCUGAAGAAAGCGCUGAAAACUCCUCCGACACGACGAACCGCUGAGGACCUGAACACCAUCUACACUCGUCUGUACCACAUGGAUGUGCUGUGUCACCUCAGAGAACAUCAGCUCAGGUCCAUGUGCAUGACGGCCAGGUACGAGCGCUAUGAGGCUAACCAUGUUCUCUUCUAUGCUGACAGCAUCUCUACGUGCUGGUACGUCCUGCUGUCGGGCUCAGUGCUGGUCAACGAGCACAUGUAUCUGGCGCGAUGCUGUUUCGGGACGCAGCGUGGAGGAAGACGAGGCUCUGAAUGCAUCACUUUAGAGCCGUCUGAGAUGAUUGUGGUGGAGAACGCCAGCGAGAGCGACGACGCGGCUCUACAGGGAAACUCGCGCCGACGCUUCCAUAAGGUGGACGCCGGAGGAGAGCGGCAGCUGAUCGAAGACGUCCCUGAUGCCUCGGCCACGCUUCCUGGUGACCUCAGUAAGAUGCACCUGACAGACCACCCCCACCAGCAGAUGCACAUGCCGCCCAGCCAAUCAGGAUGCAGCAUCGCCAGCGACUCGGGGAGCAGCAGCCUAUCAGACAUUUACCAGGCCACCGAGAGCGAGAUGGGUGACGUGGAUCUGUCUGGUCUCCCCGAAGCUCCUGUGGACUCUGAGGAAGAGGAGGAAGAUGAGGAUAUCGAGCGCUCCUCGGAGGCUCUUCUGGGCAGAGAUCUGGUGCGAGAGUGUCUAGAGAAGGAUGCGGUGGAUCGGACCGAUGACGACAUCGAGCAGCUCCUGGAGUUCAUGCAUCAGCUGCCGGCAUUCGCCAACAUGACCAUGUCCGUCAGGAGGGAGCUGUGUCGGGUCAUGACGUUCGUGGUGGUGGAACAGGAAGGCACCAUCAUUCUUCAGGACAAACAGGAGCUGGACCAGUGGUACGUGAUCCUGAAUGGUGCUGUGGAGAUCAGCUAUGGAGACAGUCGAACGGAGAUCCUGUGCAUGGGCAACAGCUUCGGAAUCUCACCGUCUCUAGACAGACAGUUCAUGAACGGGGUCGUGUGCACUAAAGGAGAUGACUGCCAGUUUGUGUGCAUCGCACAAGAGGACUACUGCCGCAUCCUCAACCAUGUGGAGAAGAACACGCACAAGGUGGAGGAGGAGGGCGAGAUCGUCAUGGUGAAGGAGCACCGAGAGCUGGACCGCAGCGGCACCAGGAAGGGACACAUCGUCAUUAAGGGCACUCCUGAGCGUCUGAUCAUGCACCUGGUGGAGGAGCCGUCAGUGGUGGACCCCACAUACAUUGAGGACUUCCUCUUGACGUACCGCACCUUCCUGUCCAGCCCCAUGGAGGUGGGCAAGAAACUUCUGGAAUGGUUUAAAGUGGACAGUCUCAGAGACACGGUGACGAGAAUCGUGUUGUUGUGGGUAAACAAUCAUUUUAACGACUUUGAAGGCGAUCCGGUAAUGACUCAGUUCCUGGAGGACUUUGAGAAGUUACUGGACUCCUCGAAAAUGAAGGGCCAUCUGCGUCUGCUGAACAUCGCGUGUGCUGCUAAAGCCAAGUGUCGUCAGAUCACUCUGCAGAAGCCGUCCAGAGAGUCUCCGCUCUUUUUCACAGUUCAGGGCGGCAGUGAGCGGGGCUUCGGCAUCUUCGUCGAAACUGUGGAGGAGGCCAGUAAAGCGGCAGAAGCAGGGCUCAAGCGUGGAGAUCAGAUCAUGGAGAUUAAUAUGCAGAACCUUGAGAACAUCUCGUACUCCAAAGCCAUGGAUAUCUUGAAGAACAACACGCACCUCUCUCUUACUGUGAAGACUAACAUCUUCGUUUUCAAAGAGCUUCAGAACCGCGUGAGGAACGAGAAGAAGAACGGUGGUCCUCACAUCCCUAAGAUUCAGGAGAGGAAGACCAACCGCUUUUCCAUCCCGGAUCUGCCCGGUGACUUGGAGUUUCCCUCGGACAGUAAGAGCCGCAAGAAGUUGAAGGCCAACACGGUUUCUGGAGGACGCAACAAGAUCCGUAAGAUGUUGGAGAAGACCAAAUUCAGCAUCCUGCCUCCGAAGCCCUUCAGUGACGCUGGCGUGUCUCAGUCGCAGGACGACAGUAUCGUGGGCACUAAACAGUGCCGGCACAGCGUGGCCAUAAUGCCCAUCCCGGGCAGCCUGUCGUCCAGCAGUCCUGACCUGCUCCAUCCUGCCGCCAGCAGUCUAGACUUCACCAACCCUUCAGUGGCUGGUUUCUACUACAUUCCAGAUCAGGUGAUCCGCGUGUUCAAGGCCGACCAGCAGAGCUGCUAUAUUAUCAUCAGUAAAGACACCACAGCCAAAGAUGUUGUCUCACACGUGGUCAGUGAAUUCGGCCUCAUCGCCGCUCCAGAGACUUAUUCGCUAUGUGAGGUUUCUGUUAGUCCUGAAGGAGUCAUCAAACAGCGCCGACUGCCAGACCAGCUCUCAAAACUAGCAGACCGCAUUCAACUCAACGGCAGGUACUACCUGAAGAACAACAUGGAGACUGAGACGCUUUGCUCCGAUGAAGAUGCUCAAGAGCUCUUAAGGGAGAGUCAGAUCAGUCUCCUGCAGCUCAGCACCGUGGAGGUGGCCGCGCAGCUCUCCAUGAGAGACUUUGGCCUGUUCCGCAACAUCGAGUCCACCGAGUAUGUGGACGACCUGUUUAAGCUGGACCCGGGCGGUGGCAGCAGCAGUCAUCUGAAGCAGUUCGAGGAUGUCAUCAACCAGGAGACCUUCUGGGUGGCCACUGAGAUCCUGCGCGAGCCUAAUGCGCUCAAACGCAUGAAGACCAUCAAGCACUUUAUCAAGAUCGCCCUGCACUGCCGCGAGUGCAAGAACUUCAACUCCAUGUUUGCCAUCAUUAGUGGUCUUAAUCUGGCUCCAGUAGCACGAUUGAGGAGCACGUGGGAGAAACUACCCAGUAAGUAUGAGAAACUGUUCCGCGACCUUCAGGACAUCUUCGACCCGUCGCGCAACAUGGCCAAAUACCGCAACAUACUGAGCAGCCAGAGCGUACAGCCUCCCAUCAUCCCACUGUUUCCUGUAGUCAAGAAAGAUCUCACCUUCCUGCAUGAAGGUAACGAUUCGAGUGUUGACGGCUUGGUGAAUUUCGAAAAGUUACGAAUGAUCUCCAAGGAGAUCCGAAAUGUAGUGCGCAUGACGUCAGCCAACAUGGACCCAGCGCUCAUGUUUAGACAGAGGAAGAAGAGGUGGAAGAGUUUAGGGUCUCUAAGUCAGGGCAGCACCAACUCAAACCUGCUGGACGUUCAGGGCAAUCACAAGAAGCGCGUGCGGCGCAGCUCUUUGCUCAACGCCAAGAAGCUGUACGAGGACGCCCAGAUGGCACGUAAGGUGAAGCAGUAUCUGGCACACCUGGAGGUGGAGACGGACGAGGAGAAGUUCCAGAUCAUGUCGCUGCAGUGUGAAGCGGCCUACAGCACAUUGUCUAAGAACCUGAGCGAGCGGCGCUCCACUAAAUCGGACAUGUCCCCGGUGUCCAUGCGCUCCGGUGUGUCUUCAGCCAAGUCUCAGAACCGCGUCUCUCAGGUGCUGCAGGUUCCUCCCGUCAGCCUGUACCCUCUGCGCAAGAAGAGCAUCGCCAAAGACCUGUCCGCUUCCUUCAGUCCUAACUCACCUCAGACGCAGAAGAAAGCAACUGGCACGGCUGAAGACAUGAGCGCCAAGAGACCCGAAGACACGUCCACCGUCUCCUCCCUGCACUCCAGUCCUACCGUCUCCCCACAGGGAUCUCCUCGCAAAGUGGGCGGAGCUCCCAGACAGAACUGCGGUCAGCUGAACCUGUCGGGUUCGUCCUCGUCUCUGGCCAGCGAGGUCGGCGGAAGGACGGCAGGCGGACGCACGUACGGCAUAGGUUACGCCCUCAUGCCCGCCGGCAGGUCUGACCUCUCAGACUCCAGCGAGAUCUCGUCCCGCUCCAGCAUCGUCAGUAACGGCUCUGUGGACUCCAUGCCCACAGUGCCCACCAUCAGCGUCCCGACAGAGACGCCUGCAAACGCUCCAGCCGACUACAGUCAGCCCGGCACGAGUUCAUCUUCAGCUCGACACCCUGCUGCAAGGGACUCCGGCUUUACAUUCUCCAGCAGCGCGGAGGAGCUGACGGUGCCAGAGCAAACCUCCGUCUCGGAGAUGGCCGACAGCGGCCGCGGGAGCUGGACCUCCUGCUCGAGUAACUCCCACGACAACCUCCAGACUCUCCCAGGCCAGCGAGCUCCGGACCUGCUCAACCAUCGCCACACGCCCAUGGGCGGCCCGAUCGCCGAGGUAGAGAUCGGCCCGGGUUUGCCGGAGGACAGUUGCUCCAGAGACGGAUCUGACCUAAGUCAGUCCAGACAGAGCUGGACGUCCUCCAGUUCGCUGUCGGACACAUACGAGGGCAGCUACGGCACCAUCAAACGCAAGACGCAAGAUCAACAAAGCACGGACGCUUCGUACAAGACGAUCACGUCCAGCACGGAGAAGGGACUCAUAGUGUACUGUGUAACGUCACCCUGCAAAGACGAUAGGUUCAAAGCACCGCCCCCGACUCCGCCGGGGUACCAGGGCCUGACGCUGGGCGACGCGCAGGAUGGAGGAGCCUUACGGCCGGCCCACAUAAAGCCGCCCGAGUAUAGCGUGGCCUUGCAGAGGUGCAAGCUGCGACACAGCCUGGCUGAGCCGAACCUGUCCAGACCGCCCAGUGUUGCUCUUCAUUCUCUUCCUGAUAGUGAGGAGGAUGAGCAGGUUUCUGCUGUGUGACCGGACGUCAGCUCUUCACAGACACUCCUGCUUUAAACUCCAGGUUUGUGCCAGAGAAGGUACUCUCUUCAGGUUUGCAGCAUCUUUGAGGUCAUUUAAUGACAAAACAAGCCUAUUCUUGAUCAUCGACCAACUCGACAUUUUCAGUGACCUCUCAAAGAUCUCUCAGCAAUGAAGCCGUCACCGUCUCUCCAAAUGCUUCCUUAAGCUGACGUCUUAGUUUUCACCCACCUGUCAUGCACUCUUCACCAUCUGGAGAAAGCAGACUUGAUUGAGCAUCUCACCGUGUGCAUGCAGCAUCCAACACAGAUCAAACAUGCUUAAGAGUCAAACCUUUAUGGUACUUUAUCGACGCACACUCUUCUGGUUUGCUUGUGAAGUCGAACAAGCUUUGCGAGAUCAGGACGGUUCGGCGGCGCCGCAUGAUUUCAGCAUCUGUUUACACACGUUCUCGGUUUACAGUGUUUCUUGCGCAUCGUGCUGCGUCUGCCUGUUUUUUUACGCAAUAAGGAUGGCGCGGACGCGUCGUCCGAUUUGUACAGUCUCAGCUAUUGGAUUUGCUACUCCUGUCGUUGUACAUAGCGAGCGAGAUCGAUACUGCUUGUCAAGGGAAAAUAUAUUUAUAUGCUAGAUGUGCAUUUUCAUUCCUUGUUAGUUCACGCUCUUUGGACGGGACGUUUUGUAUAGAAUGCAAAUGGUUUAAUAGUCGUUGCUCUCUGUAAGAAAAUAAAUACAUUUGUACAUGAACUAAACCUUAGAUGUAUAGGGCUGAGAUGAAACAAAUAAAUGUAUUAUAUUAAGGGACAUAACUGGAGUAUUACAUUUUUAUCAUUUACGUGUCUGGACCCAGAUGCUUUUCUUCUUGUUAUUUUUAGUACGUGUUGUUUUGCUAUGAACAGCAUUGAUUGUAUUAAUGAUAUAAGCAUAAAGGGUUUUUUUUACCGUAUGUUUUGUUGUAAAUGAAUGUUACGGAUCAUGUACAGCUGAGAAGAGAGUGCGCUAUAUGAACUGUAUUUUCACUAUUUUGUUGAAAUAAAUCUGGGGUUGUGGCUGCUCCUGUGA
This is a messenger RNA of Labeo rohita (rohu), 6213 nucleotides long. RefSeq names its product Rap guanine nucleotide exchange factor (GEF) 6 (gene rapgef6). The record is from RefSeq and is a predicted model, not a curated record. Gene Ontology annotation, biological process: Ras protein signal transduction; positive regulation of GTPase activity; positive regulation of ERK1 and ERK2 cascade. Gene Ontology annotation, cellular component: plasma membrane; apical plasma membrane; endocytic vesicle. The transcript is spliced from 31 exons. Gene Ontology annotation, molecular function: guanyl-nucleotide exchange factor activity; protein binding. The coding region runs from base 364 to 5151 and encodes 1595 amino acids. NCBI's taxonomy places the organism in Eukaryota, Metazoa, Chordata, Actinopteri, Cypriniformes, Cyprinidae.